AUGUCUUCUCAAGCGAGUUACGUCCUGACGUGGGACCAGAACAGUAAGCGAACCUUAGCGAGCGCUCAGUUACAGUUCUCGUCGUGGCGUCCGCAGACCGGGCUAGGUCGGCUAGCUUUAGCUCUGAUUAGUGUUCUUGUGGAAACCCAGUUUGCCCAGGUACCUCGUGAUUUGAUCUAUCGGGUGAACCCGGAAAAAGCCGUUUUCCUAUCGCACGAAGGCUGUACAGUAUAUCGCACGGCCAAUGCGCGCCGAUAUCACUCGUCAAGAGACCCGUCCUCAGUCGGAGCAGGUCAAGAGCGGGCGGGGGUGAAGCAGAAAAGGUCGCAGCCGCGCUACCAGGAGGAGGAGGAGGAGGAGGAGGGCGGCUGGCGUGUACCGCACAGUCUAGAGGGCACGAUACAAACGGGGGGAACGACAGCUUUCCUGGCCACAUUUCCAGUCUGCUCUGUACUGGUUUUUCUCCUGAAGGAAUGCUUGAACUCCAUCCGACACAAUCUCUCUCUGCAUAACAAGUUCAUUAAAGUGCACAAUGAAGCUACUGGGAAGAGCUCUUGGUGGAUGCUCAAUCCAGAAGGUGGCAAAAGUGGAAAAGCUCCACGGCGAAGAGCAGCCUCCAUGGACAAUAGCAGCAAGCUGGCCAAACUCCGUGGGAAAACACCCAGGAAGAAACCAGCCAUGACAGUUACUCCAGAACCGACAGCUGACAGCCCAGUCUCCCAGUUUCCCAAGUGGCCUGGCAGCCCUUCUUCCAGAAGCAAUGAGGACUCUGAUGUAUGGACCAGUAUCCGGCCUCGAACCAGUUCGAAUGCCAGCAGUGUGGGGCUUUCUUCAGUUCUGACAGAGCAGGAUGACCUUGCUGAUGAGGAACUCCUCCCUACACUUGUUUACUCCAGUGCAUCCAGCAAUGUGCCUCCCACAGUGACAGAGGAGCUGGAACUCAUUGAUGGCCUGAACCUAAUGUCAGCUAGUUCCUCCUUGCUGUCAAAUCAGCAGCCAGUUUCAAGUGGUGCGACCCAGAGGAAUCCCAAUUUCUCCUUGCGAGCCCCAAGCUCAGCUGCUCAGACCUCCUCGUUUGGCAGCUCCCUCUUCAGCCCCAUUGAUCACUUGCUCCCCAGCUCUGCCAGCCAUUUCUCGCAGUCGCUGGAAGAACUCCUCACAUCCAACUCGCCACCAGCCAGUGAUGUGAUGAUGACACAGGUGGAUCCAAUUCUCCCACAGAGUGGAAGCAGGUUGAACAACCAGAGUUACCUGCUUCUGGGGGACCAGCCAUCCAAACCCAAGAUGAGCUUGGGAAAUCUACUCAGAAAGCCUUUGGAGCAGCCGCUGGAGUCCGUCAGUGCCACCGCUUUGCCAUCUGCCUUUACUAUGGUGGCAUCUUCUCAGAACCCUGUUGGCCUGUCCACUUUGAAGACCUCAGGCUCAGCACAGUCUGCCCAGGUGGUCCAGCUGGGCACCCAGCCCUCUCUGUCUGCUACUUUCCCAACCUUUGAUGGGAAUCAGGAUAAGCUGCCCAAUGACUUGGAUGUUGAUAUGUACAUGGAGGACCUUCAAUGUGAUGUGGAUUACAUAAUCAGCACCGACCUCAUGGAUGGAGAAGGACUGGAUUUCAACUUUGAAUCCAUUCCAUCUACUCCUAGCUACCCUAGCACGUCCCAGGCUUCCAAUCAUAGUUGGGUCCCCAGCUAACUUCAGAUGGACAAAGUGCCCUUCUGCUUCUGGAGCUUUUGCACACCCAGAAGAGUCUGGAAUGCCAGGAGCUCUUGGUGCCUGUCUUUGCCUUGCGAGUGAGCUGGGAGCAAGAGGCAAGCUGCGGUGGGAAGAGAGAGAUCCUGUUAAGUGCCACGUCUUUUCAUGAAUCCAGCAUAAGCCCUCCUCCCAGCAGGAGCCUCAGAAAAGCCUUGGAAAGCGCUUCACCACGGCCAGACUCUUCCUGCCCUGAAGAAGCAUUUUUCAAAUUGAUGUGCUUCAGACCCAGCCAUGAUAGGUCUGUGCUGUCUGAACCCACCAGCCGAUUUCUGCCUCAUCUGUUGUUGGACUUGGUACGCUACGCCUCAGUUGGUGGGACGAUGGUCAGCCAGUCUUGGGGCUGCUUGAGUGGAGAGGUCCUGUCCUUUGUGCUCUUGUCCUGUUCCCGAGAAGAGCAGGUGGGGGGAAAGCCAGCUGCCCUAUGUAGUGAGGAGAUUGCUGAGCUCGUUCGUGCACAUCCUGGCCAAGAGGCCCUUCUGGGAAUCAAGGCCUAGCCUGGCCUUUGGAAGGCCCCACCUGGAUGUGGUCACUGAAAGCACUUUCCUGAAAGCGCGACUGCCCUCGAGCAGGUGCUAAAAGCUGUUGCUGAGAAACCAAAACGCCUUCUCUGGGUUUGUUUCUGUGCUGCAGUAGAGAAAUAGGAAACCCGGAUCUGGCCUUAACCAGAGCCCUGAUCAGUGUCGAAUUUUUUCUUCUUUUUCUAACCUGGAAAGGCAUUUUAUACAGAUGAACUAUUUUGGUGGCGUUUUCUAUCUUUCCCUCUUUAAUAUGGACAGGGACAAGGCUUUUUGUGGUAGCCUUCAGCCCAUUUUACACAUCUCCGCGUUGAGUGCCUUUUCCCCCCUCACUUGGCCUGUCAGCAGCUGUGCUAUUCCAAGUUGUAUCCAGAAUGAGAGGGCAGCUUCUUGGGUGCUUUAUAGCUGGGCAGGGAGGAGGGAAAGGGGCACCAAGCUAGCCUUGUUCUUUGGAACUGGGGUAGGUGAGGGGGCUGUAGAUAAAUACCUGUAAAGUUAGCAGCAGAUUAACUAGAAGCUUUUGUUAAACAAAAAAGGGGGGAGGGGGGGGAAAUCCUGUCUAUAUUUUAACAGAAAAUCCUAUGAAAUGAUUGACUAAAAGUAAAGGGCCUUUUCUUACAGCUUUGUAAGUUUUGAUACCAGAGAGAACACUAAAGCACACAAUGCUGGGAAUUGAUCUGAAGAUGGGAUGAUGGGAAAAUGGGUGGGGGCAAGGGGUGGUGUUUAGAUAAGACUCAGAGGCCCCUCCUCCAAGGAAGGGGGAGUCCUAGCUCCUGGAAGCACAAGGUUGAUAAUCUUGUAUUCCCAGCAGGAGUCUUGGCGUGGUCUAAGCCUUGGAACAGCAAGGUUGCAGCUGCCACUUUGCUACUUUGGAGCCCUUGACCUCUUGGUGCAGAAAGCUGUCUGUGGGAGGGCCACAGCUUACCUCUGUCUGAUGACUGACAGCUUGGGGGUGGCUGGGGGUGCUUAGGGUUGACUUUGCUGUGGAGCCCGGUUGGCAGUGCUCAGAGUAUAGCUCUGAUUGCAGGGUGGCAGUUGCUUUGUCAUGGGCAUCCAAUGUGUUCCCAGGCUGAUCUGGCCUCUCCUGCAAAGACCAGGGUAGUUAGCGUUGCAGAAAUAAAGUGCGAGGAACUUUUUCCCAGCAUUAUUCCUCCUCAACAAGGGGAGACGGUGUGGGCUCUAUUCUGCCAUGGGCACACUUGGAGAUUCACCAGCAGGGUUGGAAAGGGAGGGGAAAUAAGAGUUCCUGGAAGGGCAGACGACACAGGUCCUUCAACAAGUUCGUUUUCAGACUUCCUUCCAUUAUCUUCCUACAGUUACUGAAAGCCAUUUGUGGUGAGGGUGAGGAAAGGCAAAAGAUGUCUGCAUGGAAAUGUGUGCAGUAGGUUACGCUUACAGCAAACCAUAGGUGUAUUCGUAUCCAAGCCAGCCCUCACAGUUCUUUCAUGGAAUGGUACUUUUGCAGAAGUUGGCUAAGUUGAAAAGGAAGGGGUGUCAGUUGAGAGAGAUGGUGCCCUGGCCUUCCACUGUCAGAAAGCUAUUAUGCCAGUUUGCUCUCUCCAAGCAAGACCUAGUUAAUUAUGGGAAUAUACUGCUCCCCUCCCCUCCUUUGCAUGGAGCAUUGUAGACAGAAGGGGCCUUGAUUAGGAUCAGGGAGAAGCUAGAACUGCUGUGGCCCCGAGGCCUUGCGUUGGGCUGCAAGAAGAGAUACAGAUGUAAGUCACAGCCUGUAUAUCAGGUGUGUAUAAGUCUGUUAAGAAUUGCCACGCAUCUGAUUUUCCCCCUGCAGCUGCACUAAUAGGGGUCCAUAGGGCAUCCUGCCCCAUAAAGGUAUCAGAACCUUUGGGUUGUUUUUAUUCAUCUGUACCCUGCGUAAAGGAGAAACCGGUCUUCGUGAUAUAAUAUGACCUGUGCUUUCGGGAUAUCCUGCCUUCAAGGAGAGCAUGUUUCUGCUUUGAAUUAAAGAUGAAGGUAGUUGUCUUCUGUGGCAUGAAUAAUGGGAUCUGCUGGGAUCCAGGACAAGAUGUCUGUUCGAUCUUUAUGCACAGCCCAUGGGGGCUUGCUGAGCUGUUUCCACCAGGAUGUUGGUAGGGAUCCGGAGUCCUCUAAAUGCAGAUAGACUUCAACUCCACUUGUGUGCUUUGCUGAUGAGGCUUUUGCUCAUCGGAGUCCCAGACCAUUUGGAGUUGUAGGUCUUCAUUUGUGCCUAGCUUGAGGAGAAAUCUUCAGGCUGGCCUCUUUCCAGGGCAGAGUGAUGAGGGGGGUUGUACCUGCCUUGGUGGAGGCCACAACGUAUUUGAAUUCUCCUGCUUGUCCCUGGGAGGGAUUGGGGGUUCAGAGGGGAGCUGUUGAAGAGCCAUUGUGCCUGAGGACUUGACUUCCCCCCUGAAUAAACUGUUUAUUCUGUUGCUCUGUCCCCUUGAGCAACAGAAUCACUGUCCAGGCAUUCUAGUGUCUCUCCCUUGUCCCAGCCCCCCUUCCCCUAAGUUUUUGUGGAUUUGCUGGAGGGCAAAAUGUGACAAAUAAACCUUUAUAAUCAUC
This is a messenger RNA of Python bivittatus (Burmese python), 4805 nucleotides long. Lineage: Eukaryota; Metazoa; Chordata; Lepidosauria; Squamata; Pythonidae. The record is from RefSeq and is a predicted model, not a curated record.